This is a messenger RNA of Mercenaria mercenaria, 1311 nucleotides long. Its product is annotated as universal stress protein Slr1101-like. The record is from RefSeq and is a predicted model, not a curated record. NCBI's taxonomy places the organism in Eukaryota, Metazoa, Mollusca, Bivalvia, Venerida, Veneridae. The transcript has 4 exons. Bases 402 to 851 code for a protein of 149 amino acids.
CUGAGUACAGGUCAGGACACUUAAUUUACAAAAACAUUAUAAACACGAACAAACUUUCAAAUAAUACACCACAUGAUAUAUUAACAUGCAUUUGUGUUUUAUGCAAACCAAUCUGGAUUUAAUACCUGUGAGUUUGAAAAGUCUAGGAACACUUGAUAUAGUGUACUCGUUUGUACAUUAGCUCGGAUUUCAUUCAGCGCGCCGUUAUGGUACCCUAGUUUGUAAUGAAUAGUUUCAAAUUUGUUUACCUUCAAAAUGAUUACCGUGUUAAGUCGCCUGUGUAGGUAUUACAAGCUGUGCGCAUAAUACGCUUGAGGAAUCUCUAGUUCAUAAUAGAAAAUAUAAGGAUAAUAAUAUUUCGUUAUAUUUAGGGAGGUUAACAUUUUUUUUGUAAUAUUAUUAUGGCUGAGGUUGGGAAUCAACGCGUCGUGAUGGUGUGUGUAGAUGCAAGUGACCAUGCAGAAAAAGCCUUUGAUUUUUAUGUCAAAGAAGUGAUGAGAAAGACAGAUUGUGUGGUAUUGGCCCAUGUACCGGAAAUAUACAACUUAGACUGGGCAAGCCCUAAAGUUGUAGGUCAACUUUUAAAAGAGGAAUCAGCCAAAGUUACUGCUUUGGAAGAAAGGUACAUUGCGAAACUGUCAGCUUUGGAGCUUUCAGGAAAAUUUGAAACUGGAAAGGGAAAACCAGGGGAAGUUAUCUGCGACCUUGCAAAAAAGGAGAACGCGAAAUUGGUUGUCAUAGGAACACGUGGACUUGGAAAAUUAAAGAAGCUUUUUCUUGGUUCCGUCAGUGACCACGUCACCCACCAUUCUCCCGUGCCAGUAUUUGUCUACAGAGAUAUGGACAAUUAGACGUUUGAACGCAUAUACAUUAUACUAACGCACAUACAUAUACUAACGCACAAUACUGUGAGAUGAUAUAAUGGCAUUUUUGCAUUGGCAUUAAUUACUUAAGAAUGUAAGUCGGCAUUCAGCUUUUUGAGACGUACGUCAUACUAAAAUCUUCAGAUAAAAUGAGUUAACUUGUAAUUUGUCUUUUGAAAUCAAGCAAUGUUGUUGUUGUUUUCUCUUUACUCCAGUGAAACACCAGUUUAUAAAGACAAUCUAUGAAGCACAACCAAAACAUAAUUGUCCAUUUCGAUCAAACAUUUGGUAUAUCGUGCUUUUUAUGUACAUGAUUUUUUUCCACUUAUUUUGUAUACAUGCUGUAUGUAAGUAAAUGCUGUAAUCGGAUAUUGUUUCUUUUAUAAUCGGUCAGUUUUAUACGCAUAUGUUUGAUAAUAAAAUAAAAUAUACAUAAAACAAGAAAAAA